This is a messenger RNA of Cercospora beticola, 1773 nucleotides long. RefSeq lists its product as uncharacterized. NCBI's taxonomy places the organism in Eukaryota, Fungi, Ascomycota, Dothideomycetes, Mycosphaerellales, Mycosphaerellaceae. The record is from RefSeq and is a predicted model, not a curated record.
AUGACUACGGACGGCAACCACGAAUGCUUCUUCCUCACGCGCCUCCCAGGCGAACUCCGCUCUCUCAUCUACUCCCACAUCCUCACCUUCUCUCGCCCCCUCAAACUCCGCCAAAUCGUAGCCGGAAGUCCCAAUACCUCCAUCCUCCGCACCAGCUCUCAGAUCUACUCCGAAGCUCUGCCCGUGUUCUACAGCUGCAAUACCAUCCUCUGCUCUCGCAAUGACUUCUGCCAACACACCGAUUCCGAAGACCUCCAAACCCCUCUCCAUCGGAAAGAUCAGAUUCAAAAUCUGUUAGUCAAGAACUUUUCUCAAUCUAUCAAAUGCUCCUCGUACUCGGGCGGGAACAACAUGUUCCUCGCCGGAUGCUGUGAAGUCUGUCAGCCUACCGCAACAGGCUUCCUGCAAGUUCUGACCUCGGGAUAUGCUUUCCCGAAGCUGAAGUCCGUGGUCAUCGAUUAUCACAAUCAUGUUGGCGAAUUUGGGUACGUCAAAGAUGUGAUGCGCAGAAACGCGAAGCUCGAAACGUUGCGGUUGCAUCGCGAGUUGGUUUGUACCGGCAUGGGACAAUUCGAGUUGCGCGGAACAUCGAUUGUGCUCGAAGGUCUGAAAGUGGUCUUUCGUGACGUGGCGAUGAAUGAGAUCUGGAAUCAAUUCGAGAAGCUGGAGAGCUCGAUUUCAAUAUACGGAAUGCCUGAUGAAGUGGCGAUUCUGCAGAAGAUGAGAGAGGAUUACGAUCGUGAUUUACCGGAUCAGCUGUAUUUUCUUAUGUGUGGGAGGAAGUCGAUGCUGUGGCCGAGAUUGUUUGAGGUGAUAGAUCGGUUGUGGAAGAAUUUGGACAAGGUGAGAGAGGAGCGAGAGGAUGAAGCAGUCGCGAUGGAGGAGUUGUAUGAUGAGGUCGUGCGCCUGACGAGAAGAUUCUCAAGGAAUGAGACCAAUCCAUUGUUGAUGAUGCUUAGGACCGAAGAAGGAAUCAUGGCGAGUCAAGAAGUGAUUGAUCUCUUGACGGAAUUCCAAAAGCGUGAAGGCGUAGAAGAUGUCACACAAUCAAUGGCGGCCAACGUUGUGGCCGCCAGCCUCGCCGCCGCAUCCGAAGGCCACCAAGUCGUCAAACUCUACCGCCACGUCUGCAAAGACCUCCCACUAGAAAAACAGAAACUCGUCCAACGCCGCAUGAAAGAAGCAAUCCUCAAGACUGGUCCCAUGUACGGCUCCCCGAAAAUGCUCCAAGCCCUCUUCCCACUCUUCAAAGACUUGAAAGACGAGGAAAUCGAUCACUAUGGUCCGAGCCACAAACAGAAGAUAAAUCUUACAAAAGAUGAAUCCUCUAGGCAUGAAUCCAUAAAUGGAGACCUCACCUCACCCUCCACCCCCCUCAUCCCUCCCCACCGCCACGAACUCGGCCAAACCUUCUUCACCCAACUCUGGGGCUCCCCUUCCUCAAGCUCCGCCAAUCAAGCCUUCAACCUCAAAUUCCAUCCCGAUUUACAUUUCCUUGUCUCCUUAAACCUCGCCUGGAUCGUAGCCGAAGAUACAAUUUUCUCUUUUGCGGAAACUUGUAUGUUGAAUUCUGCUACGAUGUUUUGUUCGAAUAAUGCGGAGCAGGCAAUGUGGCAUGUUAGAGGGAUUGUGAGACAGGGAGGGACGAGGGAGCAGGCGCAAUGGACGCAGGAUUUGGCGUUGAGGGUUGCGGAAAUUUGUGAGGUGAGGGUUAAGAGGGUUGUGCCGUUUGAGGAGAUUGCGUGGGAGGAGAGGGGGGAUCAUACGAGGUGA